AUGAAGUCCAGUCUCUUCCUCGCUGCCCUGCCAUUGGCAACAGCAUUCGAAUGCUCCAAAUACACCUUCCAGGCCAUCCUCCCAACCCAAGCGUCGGUGGCAUUCGCAAGAACAGUAGCAGCAAACGCAACAUUCACGGUACCUGCAGGAGACAUCGCCUACCCGACCUCGCCAGUUCUCCUGCGAAGCGUCUGCGCGGUCCAGAUCAACGUCACCUCGAGUCCAACUUCGGCCUACUCAUUUGGCUUAUUCCUACCAGAUGAUUGGAAUAAUCGAUUCUUGGCAGUAGGUAACGGAGGAUUCGCUGGUGGAAUCAACUGGCUUGACUUGGCCGCCGGUGUUGGAUAUGGAUUCGCCUCCAUGUCUACAGACACGGGACACAGCUCGAACAGCUCCGAUGGAUCCUGGGCUUUGAACAAGGAGAAACUGACCGAUUGGGGCUAUCGAGCCAUGCAUGGAUCCGUCGUGUUGGCAAAGGAAGUCGUUCAGGCGUACUACGGCUCCAAGUCGAAGUACAGCUACUACUCGGGAUGUUCGACAGGCGGUCGUCAAGGCCUCAAAGAAGUCGAGAUGUUCCCAGAAGAUUUUGAUGGCGUUCUGGCGGGCUCAGCUGCUUGGUGGACAAGUCAUUUGCAGACUUGGACCGUGAAAGUGGCUUUGUAUAACCUACCGACGACGUCAGCUCAUCAUAUACCACCUGCCUUGUUUCCCAUCGUUGGCGCCGAGGUGUUGCGACAGUGCGAUGCACAGGAUGGGCUGAUCGAUACUAUCGUUUCUGAUCCAAGGGGUUGCGAGUUCAUCCCAGAAGAGCUUCUAUGCAAAUCGCAGGUAGCGAAUCAAACCGAAGCAGGUUGCUUGACUGGGCCACAGAUUGAUACGCUGUACAAGAUCUUCAACGAUUACGUUGAGACGAACCAGACUUUCGUAUUUCCUCGAUUGGAGCCAGGAAGUGAGGCGCAGUGGGAGGUCUUAAUAGGAGGGAAUCAGCCGAACGGUCUGGGCAUCGACUAUGUUCGAUAUUUCCUGCUCAACCAGCCAGACUGGAACUUCUACGACUUCGAUUACGGCAUCGUCCAAGAGGCAGACAAAGUUCAGCCUGGUAACGCGUCGGCCAUAGACUUCGACAUCAGCCCUUUCCAUGCCAGAGGCGGUAAAUUGCUGCAAUAUCACGGCUUUGCAGACGGCCUGAUACCCACCGGCUCUUCGGAGUAUUUCUACAGGCAGGUGAUGCGGACACUACUGCCGAAGGGAGUCGAGUUGGACUCGUGGUAUCGAUUCUUCCUCGUGCCAGGGAUGCAACAUUGCCAAGGAACACCAUCCAACGUCAAUGCGCCUUGGUACUUCGCAGGAGGAAAUCAAGCUGGUGCACUUGGGUUGCGGCCAGGAUGUGUUUCUGGAGUCCCCGGCUUCAGAGAUCCCGAGCAUGAUAUCUUGCUGGCGCUGAUGAGAUGGACCGAGGAAGGUCAGGCUCCAGAGUACAUCAUUGCAACGAAGUGGCACAACGACACACUGCAGGAUAAGGUGUUCAGGCAGAGACCGUUGUGUCCUCACCCACAGCGUGCUCAGUAUACUGGACAGGGCGAUCCAAACGAUGCAUCCGAUUGGCGAUGUUCGUCGAGAGGCAGUCUUUCGGCUCAGCUGGUGGGCUAG
Messenger RNA from Zasmidium cellare ATCC 36951, 1650 nucleotides. RefSeq lists its product as uncharacterized. Lineage: Eukaryota; Fungi; Ascomycota; Dothideomycetes; Mycosphaerellales; Mycosphaerellaceae. The record is from RefSeq and is a predicted model, not a curated record. The coding region runs from base 1 to 1650 and encodes 549 amino acids. The transcript has 4 exons.